AUGACAGACGAUUCCGUAGACCCCUCAAACAACCGAUGCCGCAAGCCCGGAGACGACGGUGAAGCAUGCACAGUACAGGCCACCGUAUGUGGAGACGGUGUCAAGACCGACAACGAAGAGUGUGAAACCAACCCCGACGGAUCAGGCGAUAUCAGAACCAGAAACGAUGAUGACUAUAGCAUUGGACCCAAUGACAGCGACGACGACAACUACUGUGACGCCAACUGUGAAUUGCAGCCCAUCCGAAACUGCAGAGCCAUCUCGACGUCGCGUUGUGUGUGCAGCAGCGGAACGUUCACGCGCACAUACACACGCACGCGCGAGAAGACACCCCGAGGAGCCGACUGCGACGACAGCAAUGGAAAUGCCAUCACCUUUGACUCCGAUGACAUGGCCACGAUCACAGAUGAUGGUAUCUGCGUAUGCGAAUGCGGCAACGGCGUUGUGGAUACUGGCAACGGUGAAGAGUGUGACGAGGGUCAAGACGCGGUACUCAGCUCAACCGAAGUGUGCCGACACUGUGAGAUCGUCGAACAAGAGUGUGGCGAUGGUACUGUAGACACCAUCCGCAACGAACAAUGCGACCCGCCAUUCAGCGAGGGAGGCCAGAUCAGCUCAGUCAACGGCAAUGUCCAGUACUGCCGUGACAACUGCAGAACCGCCGCAGCAGGUGAGUGCGAGUUCACCAUCGCCCAGGGCAAAUGCCAAUGCACUAUAGACAGUCCCAUCCAAGGCACCAGACAGGUGCGCACUGUCAUCGAUCAGCAGGAAGAGCCGCAGGGUUACAUGGGAGGGUGUCCGGAGGAGGAAACCGUGACGGAGGACUGUGAGUGUGAGUCGUGUGUGGGUCAAUGGCAGGACUAUAACUUUGCUGAUGGCCGUCCCCGGUGUCAGUUCGACGGCACAGACUGCUUGCAGAAGGAACGCUUCGUCAGAGUUAGCGGAGACGGCAGUAUCUGCGAGAAUCAGGACACCUCGGGAGAGUUCUUCAGAAUCAAUUCACACAGAGACAUCGCAGGCCCCAAUGGCUGCACGGCUAACGGCGCAUGUGUUGCUUGCGAAGAGAAUUACAAGAAGAAGCAGUGUAACGUACUUUGUGGCACCGGUUCUGAGGUCGGCUUCUAUACCAUCACCACCCAACCCGGAUACGCCUCCACUGCUGGCAGACAGGGUUCCGAACUUCAGUGCGAGUGCAGAGAAGAAGGUGACGCAUGCACGAGCGACACGUGGGUAGAACUGCCCGACAGCGAGUGCGGAGUCGACGGCUCCAACAGCAACAACCCCUGCACGUGCGAAGGUAAUGAGCAGAAGGCCCGAUUCGUGCGUGAGUGCACCUACGAGGUAGACUUCCCUACAGCCCUGGGACUGCCAUUUGUGGAUUUGGAUAUCGCCAAAUUCUAUCGCCCACCUAAUCAAAAUACUUUCGAAGACGGGUUCCCCGUUGACCAAAGCUCUCUGCAAUACAAUCUCAAAGCCAUCGAGACAACCGCCAAGUUCGACCUUGAGGGCCGAAUCAGGGUUGUGAAUGAGGAGGUUAGUGGUGUCAGAUACACAGCAACAUUCCGUGACCCGGAAAUCACAGUCGCGGUGAAGUCGGGCGGAGCGCAGUUGGUGGCAUCGAAAUACGGUGACCAGUCGGAAUACUCUGUGAUUCAGGCCGGCGCAACCAAGAACUUCAUCUUUGACUACCCAACGCAGACACACACCUCCAGUGUCACGCAAGGGCUAAACCAGAUCACAACCAACAGUGAGAGUGACGAACGACUGCGAUUCACUGUGGAUGGCGAUGCAAUCGGUACGGUGACCGGUGGCGGCAACCAGAUAAACGAGAUAUCAGGCUCUUACGGCGUGAAGCUCGUUGCCAAGUUCGAAUACGAAGGGUGUGAUCUUGGUGAUGCGUACGAAGCUAGUCAGUACUCCGAGUGUGAUGCCGAUACAAAGAGUUCAUAGUUCCAACGAUACACUAUGAGACUUGAUGGUCCCUAUAUCGUGUUUGCAAAAAUUUCAAGCGUUCCUACCCUGCAUUAUUUUGUAUCCUGCAUUCCUACUACAAAUUUAUGUCGCACACCAUCUUUCGCGGGUCGAGAAUAUUCCUACAAAACAUAAUAGAAACUAGGCACUAACAUAGACUACUAGAACAAGAAAACCUGCACCCAAUGUUAAUAAACUUGUAUCGUACUCAUGUACGUUAAGACUAUACUCAAUGGCCG
Molecule: messenger RNA, 2210 nt
Organism: Sphaeroforma arctica JP610
Lineage: Eukaryota; Ichthyosporea; Ichthyophonida
Exons: 8
Coding region: 1-1950 (649 amino acids)
Source: RefSeq, a predicted model, not a curated record